Messenger RNA from Neoarius graeffei (lesser salmon catfish), 4323 nucleotides. It is a transcript of the gene tmem248, whose product is annotated as transmembrane protein 248. The record is from RefSeq and is a predicted model, not a curated record. The coding region runs from base 230 to 1177 and encodes 315 amino acids. Lineage: Eukaryota; Metazoa; Chordata; Actinopteri; Siluriformes; Ariidae. The transcript is spliced from 7 exons.
UCGGCUAGGCUAGGCUAGCUGUUUGGAGCCUGUGAGAUGUCCCCCGUGUAUCAGAAGCGAGCUGAGCUUCCUGUAUCUCCAGGGAAAUCUCAAUAAUGGAAAGGAGCGCGAGCUGUUUCUGUACCUGUCCUGCAGCACUUCCGCUUGUUUCUUCCUCUGAAGCUAGCCUGAAGCUAACCUGUUAGCCUGCGCGCGACUCCACUGCAGCUGUACAAACACUGACCCCAAAAUGGUGUACUUGUUAAACCCUCUGGAGAAUCUGAAGACCUACAUUAGUAACCGUCCACCACUGGUCAUAUUUAUGGUCAGUGUAAGCGCCGUGGCCAUUACAUUCCUCACAGUCGGAUAUUUCUUCAAGAUCAAGGAAAUUAAAUCGCCUGAAAUGACCGAGGACUGGAACACGUUUCUACUCCGUUUUAACGAGUUAGACUUCUGCAUCUCGGAGAACGAGACACUCAAGCACGGCCUGAACGAGUCGACGACGCCAGAGAGCACCGUGACGAGCAGCCAAUCGCGCACCAGCACUCAAGCGCCAUUAUUGCUGGAAGACCCAGGCCCUAUUAACAUCUCGGUCACCAUUACGCUCACCCUGGAUCCUCUGAAACCAUUCGGCGGUUACUCGCGCAACAUCACCCACCUGUACUCCACUGUGAUGGGCCAUCAGGUUGGUCUGGCUGGCAGAGAAGCUCACGAAGAGAUGAACAUCACUUUCACUCUGCCUGCAUCCUGGAACUCGGACGACUGCGUUCUGCACGGUCGUUGCGAGCAGGUGGUCUUUAGCACCUGCAUGACCGUCACUGCAGCAAGUAACGUCUUCCCUGUUACAGUGCAGCCACCUCACUGUAUUCCAGAGACGUACAGCAACGCAACAUCCUGGUACAAGAUCUUCACCACAGCACGGGACUCGGACACCAAAUACACCCAGGACUACAACCCUUUUUGGUGUUACAAAGGUGCCGUUGGGAAGGUGUACCACACUUUGAACCCUAAGCUCACCGUCAUCGUACCAGAAGACGAUCGCUCCCUCAUCAACCUGCACCUAAUGCACACCAGUUACUUUCUGUUUGUGAUGGUGAUUACAAUGUUCUGCUAUGCAGUCAUUAAGGGUAGACCUGGCAAAGUAAGACAGAACAACCCAGAAUUCUGUCCAGAGAAGGUGGCCUUGUCGGAGGGAUAAGAACGAUCGUGGGUGAAUACAUGGCCUGAACUCGUUCAGCGUCAGACUGAAGAAUCUGGAACAAACCUUACUUAAAAUGGAGGACGGGGAAGUGGGAAAAAACUCGUCACCUCUUGAACCCAGGAGGAAGGUGACGACAAACUAUGAUGUGAAUCUCUGCAAUGUUGGGUCACUCCAACCAAAGACUUUCAAGUGCCUGUAUCUACUGUGUAAAUGCUUGUAGGACCCUUAUAUUCAGUACGGAAGCACUUUGCCUAAACCCCGCCCCCACCUUUCCCUAACGUGCCACAAAAUAUGUGAAGAAAAGAUACAGAACUUGUGUAUCAUCAUUCAGACAUCACAUUUGAUCUUUCUUUUUUUUUCUUCUUCUUCUUCUUCCCAGCACUUUUUUUUUGUCACUUUCACACUAUCCCAUUCUCUUGUCCCUAACAUCUAUGAUAAUUGUCCACUGAAGAUCGUGACUUUUUUUUGUUUUUCUUUUUUGAAGCUUGUAUAGUGGCACAAUCAGAUUUCGAAUGGUCUGGAAAGCCAGCAAACUGCUCGGCGAUGAUUGAUUGAUUUGAUUUAUAAAUCAACAUUUUAUUAUUGUACAUUUAAAGUGUGUAUGCGUGCUAGAUGCCAGUAGGUGCAAAAGUCAUUAAAUAAAAGAGGGGGAAAAAAGCAUCCAAGACCUGAAAAAGAGAAGACUUUUUUUUUUUUUUCUUCUUUCGGAUUUGGUUGGAUGAUGCGCUGCUCGUUACUGAAACGGAAAGAGCAGUCGUCGUUCUUGGGUUCACCGAUUAGGACUGGUUCAUCCCCUUUCACGUUUUCACAUUGGUUCACAUGCAGGUUGACUGAAUGUACAGCAUCCAUGAAAAUCACAAAUCCAGUUAGUCUUAAAAUGUGAUGUAAAAAAUGACUUAGUUUGAUCAUAUGUAAUCUAUUACCUCAAACAUUAUUGCUUCCUUUUUUUUUUUUGGACAUGAACUAGCUUGGGGGGGUCUUCUUCUUCUUCUUCUCUUAUUAUUAUUAUUAUAAAUGCAUUACUCAUUCAUUCCUGUUGUCCAUUUUUGCAUUACAUAUACUUUUUUUUUUUAAUCUGCUGCCUCAUUCCACACACACAAUGUGUUAUCAUUCUGUAAGACAUCAUCUCUGUUUGUUCGUAUUCGACAGUGCAAUGAUGACGUCGUCAUCAUCUGUUUAGAGAGAGGAAGUUUCACAAGUGUGAUGGUUUCAGGUUCUCUUCACCUGUUCUCGCAGUAGAUUGCCUUAAUGUCUGUCAAUUUUCCUUUUGUGUCAGGACUGAGGCUGAACUUUUGCUUUUGCAGAUGGUUUUUGACUUUCGGAAGCUCUAGUGCGGUGGCCUGUAAGUGUAAAACACGCUUAAAAACAGAAAAAUGCAACAGCAAAGCCAAUAACGUCAACAAAUCAAACAUAUCCUCGCUACAGAUUGGCUUGUCUACUGAUACUUUUAUUUGUUUUUAAUUUGAUCAAGCACUUGUGUGGGUGGUUUUUUUUUGGGGGGGUAUGUGCAUUAACGAGUAUGCUCAAAACUUGCCUAAAGGAAGCAGCUGUUUUUCCGAAGACUGAAUUAUUCUUCAGUAUAAUAACAUGAGUAACUUAAGACGUAAUAAUAUAAGACUACCUGGAUAACAGUUUGAAAAAAAUGCAAUCCUUUUUAAAAAUUUUCUUUCCUUAAUGGAAACCGGUAUACGCGGUGUCCAAUCAGGAACAAGCAGUUGUUGAGUUCAUGUUGACGGUUGUGUGUGUGUGUUUUUUUUUUUUUUUUUUUUUUUUUGUGCACUUAUUUUUGCAUCAAUAACAAAACCACCCAUGCUGUCAAACCACUAACGUGCCUUUGCACCAAUCAUCCGUGUAAAUAGCAUGCUCACUUCAAACCAACACCAGAAUUGAACUGUCGCUAAAUUGUUUUAAUGUGUUUUCAUCUUUCACCAUAAUUUAGUGUUGGGUUAGGGUCCCCCCCCCCUCCCCGAAAACCAAACACCAGUUCACUAGUUUAGUUAAGAUUCAUUACACUAUACAGUGGAUGUUUUAAGAAAAGCAAUACUUUAUAUUCAAUUUUUUUUUAAAUGUUAUCUAAAUACUUUUUUUUUUUUUUUUUUUUUUUUUGAUGACAGUUUUAUGGAAACCGGAGUUUUUCCUUUGAAUUAUGUUUAAUGCUAAUCCAAAAAAAAAAAAAGUAGGAUGGAUUACAACCCCAAUUCCAUAAAUUUGGGGCACUGUAAAAUGUAAAUAAAAAGCAGAAUAUGACUAUUUGCAAAUCAUGAAAACCCUAUACUUAAUUGAAAAUAGCACAAAGAAGAAAACAUAUCAAAUGUUGAAACCUGAGAAAUUUUGUGUUUUGAAAAACAUGUAUACGUUUAUUUUUUAAUUUGACGUCGGCAACCCGUUUCAGAAAAGUUAGGACAGGGGCAUGUUUACCACGGUGUUGCAUCACCUCUACUUUUAACAACACUGUAAAUGUUGGGGAACUAAGGAGACCGAUCGCUGUAGUUUUGAAAGAGAUAUGUUGUCCCAUUCUUGCCUGAUAUAGAAUUUCAGUUGCUAAACAGUUCAGGGUCUCCUUUGUCGUAUUUUGUGCUUCAUAACACACCAAAUGUUUUAAAUGGGAGACAGGUGUGGACGGCAGACAGGCCAGUUUAGCACCCGGACUCUUUUUACUAUAGAGCCAUGCCGUUUUCCCGGAAAAAGAUUUUGUCUAGAUGGCAGCAUAUUGCUCUGAAACGUGUGUAUAUCAUUCAGUUCUACACAGUGUCCCAAAUUUAUGGAAUUGGGGUUGUAGAAAAGCCAAAAAAAAAAGUGGAGGAUAAAAUUCUAAAGAUUUUGUUGGAUAUCUUGUUGUAGCAAUGGAAAGGUGUAGUGAAUUUUCUGAAUACUGCCUGUGGGGUUUUUUUUUUUUUUUUUUGAUCAUAUUGAUCUGUUCCCUUGUUUUUCUUUGAGUGAAAAUGUAUUCGUUACACAAUUCUCUAGUUUCAGUUCUAUCUUGAUGCUCGUCACAAGCGUGUGAUGCCGUUGCAAUCCUUUCAGGUGUCUUAAUGCAUGAUUGUAAAUGUCCUACCUGCUGACCAGUCCCUGAGAAGACAAUCCCAUUGUUUCUGUGCUGUUUGUAAAUGACUGUAGGCGCACGCUUCGCUGAAUAAAAUCAA